GCAAGCAGUGCAAUGUCUUGUAAGACAGUAAAACAAUUCAUAGCACUUGUUCUAACGAUUAUUCACCCAUGGCUUCUUCAAAGCCAUAUAUUGGCUGUAGAAUAGGGUUGCUUUCAAAGGCCCAAAAUCGUUAUGAGGGAAUUUUGUACACAAUUGACAAAAAUAAUUCCACAGUUGUGUUGGCAAAAGUAAAGUGUUUUGGAACAGAGGGGCGUCCUACUGAAAGACCAACGUCCCCUAAAGACGAUGUCUAUGAGUACAUAACUUUCCGUGGAAGUGACAUCAAGGAUAUCACACUGUGUGAAUCUCCAAGGUCUUAUCAUGGCCUACCUCCAGAUCCAGCAAUCAUACAAUCAUCCAGUUCAAGCUCAGGCAUAUAUUCAAGUCUUGGACUGUUUAGCCCCGUAAGAAUGCCUGCUUAUAAUCAACUUGCUGCCAGCUCUCUUCUUAGCCAGCAGUAUGCUGCUGCUCUUGGACUGGGGCCUCUCCUUUCAGACCUGCAUUUCAGACGGGGCCCCAUGGUAGAGAAGGCUGUCCAAACCAUCCAAGUAGAAAGGCAGAGAAGCGGUUUGACUACUUCCCAGGAAAGGCAAUGGAAUAGGAGGAGGCCCCCAAGGACCAGGAAAGUGAACUCCCAGCCCCAAAAGGACCCUGCUACCAGGAGUUCAGGUUCUGGUGUGAUUUCUAAUCGACCAGAAGCACAGCGGCAGAACACUGACCGUCCACCGGCCAGAAGAAGGCAAGCACCUCGACGUCAGAGCAGUGGUAGAGGACAGCUAAUGGUGGCUAACAUUCCAUCACCUAUUCUCAAAUUUGAUACAGACUUUGACUUUGCUUCAUCCAAUGCACAGUUUAUCAAAGAGGAGCUUGAGAGGGAGUUGCAGGAAAAAAGGAACCUAAAAGAUGAAGACAUUAAGAAGGCAAAAGCGAGGAUGCACACAUUGCUGGAGAAUGAGGAUUUUAGCCCGAAAUGUUACUAUGACAAAGCAAAGUCUUUUUUUGACAAUGUCUCCUCUGAUAAUGGGCUUAGUUUCAGAUUAACAUGGGCUGAGGAACGGAAGCGCAAUUUGGAGACUUUUGGAGUCACUGGCCGGUUCAUAAGAGGACAAAGCUUAAGAGGUACAUUUACUGGACGCAGAGGAAGAGGAGCUUUAGACAGAAUCCAGAGAGGACAGGUGUGAAGACCACUGAAAACUUCAUCUGGAUUUUUUUUUUUUUUGUCCAUUUCUUUAUUGUUGAACUUUACUGCCAAGAAUAAAAAAAAUUCUUUAGUUUUUUUGUUUUUUUUGUUUGAUUAUGUACUGGAAGAUAUUUUAUUUACUUGGUUAAUGUAAUUUUGUUCUGAUUGAGGCACUCACCAUUUGAAGUGUUUAACUGAUUUUUGUCUGAAUUUGAGCACUUGCAUAAUUGUCAAAUACUGUAAAUAUAAACAUGAAGUUAAAUCUGUA
Molecule: messenger RNA, 1448 nt
Organism: Gambusia affinis (western mosquitofish)
Lineage: Eukaryota; Metazoa; Chordata; Actinopteri; Cyprinodontiformes; Poeciliidae
Product: protein LSM14 homolog B-like
Exons: 8
Coding region: 69-1181 (370 amino acids)
Molecular function (GO): mRNA binding
Source: RefSeq, a predicted model, not a curated record